Molecule: messenger RNA, 1458 nt
Organism: Jaminaea rosea
Lineage: Eukaryota; Fungi; Basidiomycota; Exobasidiomycetes; Microstromatales
Exons: 2
Coding region: 1-1458 (485 amino acids)
Source: RefSeq, a predicted model, not a curated record
AUGGCAUUGCUCGGCCUCACUCUUCAUUCUGCGACUGGCUUCCACGCCGUGCACAUCCCGGGCACCAAGUACUGCAUCGUGAUCCCUACCACCAAUUCCCACUUCCUCCCCAUGAUGAAUUCCAGUCUGGUCAUCGGGAUGCUCUUCCAUCUCAACGAUGCAGUUGGCACUGUCUUCCUGUUGGCGAAGAUGCGGCUCCUGUCUACCACCUCAACGGGCGGCAUCCGACCAGCGACGGCCCUGUCUGGCGUUCUCCUCAGUCAGGAGAUGCUCUGUUCAGUAGCGUGCGCAUUCCUCUGCCUGGGCUUCAGCAUCACAAUCUCGAUCCCCACGCUACCAUUGGUCUACAGAAGCGAGACGAUGUACGUCUUCAUCGUCCUGACCAAUUGCGUCGCCUGUUGCUACUAUCGAGAGCUCGACGCCUUCCUGGUCUCAGCACAGAAGCAACCAGCAACGAGGUGCAGUAUCGGCAAUAGUGGGCUUUCACGCGGUAAUAGCGGCGACGGUACGAGCGGCACGCAUCGUCAUCACUUUGAUGACAGUGAUUUGACAGGACUCGAGGAGCCGAAGAUUCAGUACGAUGAGGCAGCCCUGCGUCGACUUGCUCAUUGGGCCAAACUCAACCACCGCAUCAAGCAAGACGACGUCGACUUCUCUACGGCGGGCAAUAACUCGCCCAUCGUACCUACGGGUGCCCGGAGCGAUUCGAAGCACCAGCUCGGCGAGGUCAUUCAGGCGCUGCCGGGACACGAGGAGAACAUUGAGCCUGCUGAUACCCACACCGAAGGCGACGGACCAUUCGCCUCCCUCAAGCGCAGGGUUUCGGCUAGAAAGAGCAAGGCAUCCAACAGUUCCGGCGCCGCAGCCGUCCAGCCUGAUAAUCUCACCACCAACUCCACGGUGCCGCCUUCUCCUGCGCCCGGGCUCACAGAUACGGCCGAGGAGCUUUCCCUACUGCCUGUGCUCCCGCCGCCUGCCGCGCCCGCGCUCCGUAGCCACACGGCCGGCGAAGCCGUCGACCACAUUAACUCUCGCUCUUCUUCCUACGACGAUCGCCUAGGUACCCUGCUGCAUCCCAAAGGUAGUCUUCUUCCCGGCUACGGACGCUCCCGUGCGCAUGGUUUGGAACUCGCUGAGAUCACCCAAGACGUCAGCAACCCGGCCACGCCUGCAUCUGCGGUUCUACCAAAGGACCGCACUCGUAAUGGCUUCACGGCCUUGACGCCUCCUCCUUGGCAGCAGAAGCGAAAGAGGCCCACACCUCAGCAUCAGCAUCAGCACCAGCACCAGCACCCGGCCAAAAGGAUCAAUCGCCGUAGCCGUGGUCAUCGAACGAGCUUCUGCGAGGACCAGUCGACUGAGGAAGUGGAAGACGAGGACGUGCGCCUUGCUCAUGCCAAACUGUGCAGUGCGCUCAUGGGUUUGCCGCUGCCUGAGGAGGAGGGGCUGGUGCGUUGA